This is a messenger RNA of Botrytis fragariae, 975 nucleotides long. RefSeq names its product putative alpha beta hydrolase fold protein. The coding region runs from base 1 to 975 and encodes 324 amino acids. The transcript has 2 exons. Lineage: Eukaryota; Fungi; Ascomycota; Leotiomycetes; Helotiales; Sclerotiniaceae. The record is from RefSeq and is a predicted model, not a curated record.
AUGACGUCGCAAUUUGUAACGAACGAUGGAGUGUCCAUUGUGUAUAGCGAUACAGAUCCUCAGAAUGGGGAAGGACUGGAAUGCUUGAUUCUUUUGCAUGGCUUUACUGGUUCAAAAGAUGUUUGGCAAAAGAAUAUACCUGCCUUGCGCAAAACAUACCGUGUUAUUGUACCGGAUCUGAGAGGUCAUGGAGACAGCCAGAAACCAGAACACGGAUAUCAUGUUAGUCGUCUCGCGAUGGAUUUGCAUGAACUCACACAGCAUAUUAUCAAUUCAUCGGCUACCAGCCAAAAGGGUACUCGAGAAGACAAGAAGUUCCUUGCUAUUGGUGGUAGUCUCGGAUGUGCUAUUUUAUGGAGUUAUGCUGAACUUUUUGGAACGAGCUUGUUCAAGAAAAUGGUCUUUGUGGAUCAGAGCCCUCUCCAAAAUUCUACAUUAGACGGUUGGGAUAGCCGAUUUUGCAACCGCGGUAUGAAUAAUCCAUGGGCGAUUGCUUCUCUUCAAAAGACUCUGGAGUUGGCACCGGAAAUUGCACAUCGGGGAACUAUUGCUGCUUGUUUGGGAUACCGAUAUGCACCUCUUGAAUCUGAGAAGGGACUUAGGGCGCAGAAGGAAAUGGAUGAUGAUGAGGCGUUUUUCUUGAGAGAGGCACUCAAGGGACAUGGAAGAUGGUUGGGGAAACUCAUGGAGGAUCAUACAUCUAAGGAUUGGAGAGAUAGCAUUCGUGCUUGUUUUGGAUCGGAGAGCGGAAGUGAGACGGAAAUUUUAGUUGUAGGCAGUAGCAGGAGUGGAUGUUUUCCUGCAGAGGGAGUAUUGAAGAUUGUGGAGUUUAUAAAUGGUGGAAUGAAAAUGGAUGGAAAGACUGGAGAAGGGAAGGCACGAGGUGUAGUAGUCGAUUGGGGCGGUCAUUGGUGUUAUUGGGAGGAGCCGGAUAAGUUUAAUAACCUAGUGUUCGGGUUUUUUGGAGUAGAUUGA